Molecule: messenger RNA, 645 nt
Organism: Solanum tuberosum (potato)
Lineage: Eukaryota; Viridiplantae; Streptophyta; Magnoliopsida; Solanales; Solanaceae
Product: classical arabinogalactan protein 9-like
Exons: 1
Coding region: 103-489 (128 amino acids)
Source: RefSeq, a predicted model, not a curated record
UCUCAAUUUUUCACAAUCAACUCACAUUUCCAUUUCCUCUAAGGCUCUGUUUGUGCUACUUCCACUUUUCUCACUCAAAAAAUCUCAUUCUUAAAAACUAUAAUGGCAUACUCAAAGGUGAUUAUUGCUCUAAUGUUAGCAUUUGUCGCCGGAUCUGCUUUCGCACAAGCACCAGGAGCAUCUCCGGCAGCUUCUCCGAAGAGUUCUCCGGCACCGGUGGCGACUCCUCCUCCUACAACAUCAACACCACCUAUCGUUGCCCCUGCAAAUGCUCCUACUACUGCAUCCGAUUCUCCAUUGGCAUCUCCUCCAGCUCCACCAACUUCCGAGACUCCGGCGUCGUCUCCUUCCGGUGCUGCUUCUCCUCCAUCCAUUGCUGCCGCUCCCGGAGGUUCUCCUACUGAAUCUCCUAACUCUGCUUCCUUGAACAGAGUCGCAGUUGCCGGAUCUGCUGUUGUAGCUGUCUUUGCUGCUGCUUUGAUGCUCUAAAUCUGUGAUCUGUGAAAUAUUUUUCAUUUUUUACAUUCGCCGGAAUUGAUGGAGUUAGGGUAGUUGAUUUAUUUGUAUUAUAUAUUGUUAUUGUUGAAUACUAUUACGGAUUUCUUUAUUUAUUUAUGGAGAGCAAUAUGAUUAUGAUUUCCUCUU